UGCUGGAGACUUGAUCACCGGAAAUUCAAGAAACUUUCCGCUGGUAGCCCUUUCUUCUCGAACAGUAAAUUUCAGAUAAAUAAGAAGAAAAUGCUGCAAGAAAGCAACAGUUGAGAAAUACUUGCAAGAAUUCGAGAGGACUGAAGGGUUUAAUCUACGACCAUAAUCCUAAAAGAUUACUCUAAGCAUGUCAAAUACAAGAAUUUGGUUUCUUAUUUCGAAAAUAUCGAUUCUCCUUUUGUGUACGACCACCUGCAAAGCCCUGAACAAUCUCAUUUCACUUUGCUCCUCCUCUUGUGGGCAUAUAAGAAACAUAAGCUACCCUUUCCGGUUGAAAGGUGACCCAAAGAAUUGUGGCUAUCCCAACUCCAAUUUUGAGCUUGAAUGCCAGAACAAUAAAACCAUAUUGAACCUGAAAUCUGCAAAAUACCAUGUCGAAGCAAUUGAUUACAGCGACUUCUCGAUACGCUUAGUUGAUCCUGGCAUAGAAAAGGGCAAUCUUUCUUCAUGUCCAAUUUAUUCUCCGGACUAUGAUGAUUGGCCUAGCACCAUUUUUGAUAAGUUUUAUCCUGGAACAUCCCAAUCGUCUUUAUUAACUGUCUAGCUCCUACAAAUUCUUCAAUCUAUGUAAAAUCUGCCUUCUGUGGUAAUAGGAGUAACACUUUCUCCAACUCUUCAGAAAGUUAUAGUUAUGUUAUAGUGGGAGGUUAUACUCGUCUAUCGGAUUUGGAGGAUUCCUGCACUGUUGACAGGGUGUUUCCGGCCUCAUCGCAUAGGAUUAUGAGAGAUAAUUCUUCUUUGAUGGGCAUUUAUGAUGGCUUGGCCUACGGGUUUGAGCUUUCGUGGUUCCGUGUUCUUUGUGAUGAAUGUGAGAAGAGCAAUGGCUUUUGCAGUUUAGAAGGCAAUCAAAUCAGUUGCAAACACUACUGCAGCGAGGAUAUUCCACUAUCAGAACUUGGGUUUGGAUGUCGGUUUCAGUACUAUGGGACCUUUAUUGGAUUUUUUGGUGCAAUUAUAAUUGCUGCUAUCGUAGGUCUGAGAUUUUUAUGUGGAUUUACUUUCCUGGUUGGACUAAUGGUGCAUAAAUGGGGAAGACGGCAUUUAUCAAUCGAUGAGUCAAUUGAAGACUUUUUACAAAGUCAGAAUAACCUGAUGCCAAUAAAAUACAGUUACUCUGAGAUCAAGAAAAUGACAAACAACUUCAAGGACAAAUUGGGUGAAGGGGCCUACGGAACAGUGUUCAAGGGAAAGCUUCGAAGUGGUCCUUAUGUUGCAGUUAAGAAGUUAAUGGGAAAAUCUAUGGCUAAUGACCAAGAAUUUAUCAGUGAAGUUGGCACAAUUGGACGGAUUCACCAUGUAAAUGUGGUGCAACUCAUUGGUUUCUGCGUGGAAGGAUCAAAAUGUGCUUUAGUAUAUGAAUUCAUGCCUAAAGGGUCUCUUGAUAAAUAUAUUUGUCCUCAAAAAGGUAGGGCUCUCUCUUUGAGCUAUGAAAAGAUGUUUGAGAUUUCUCUUGGAGUGGCUAGUGGAAUCGACUAUCUACAUCGGGGUUGUGAAAUGCAAAUUCUGCAUUUCGAUAUCAAGCCUCACAAUAUUCUUUUAGACGAGAAUUUCAACCCAAAAAUUUCGGACUUUGGCCUUGCAAAAUUGUACCCAACUGAUGACAGUAUUGUACCACUGACUGCAGCAAGAGGGACAAUGGGUUACAUGGCGCCAGAGAUGUUCUACAAAAAUAUUGGAGGAAUCUCUUACAAAGCUGAUGUUUAUAGUUAUGGAAUGUUGUUGAUGGAAAUGGCAGGUAGAAGGAAAAAUAUGAACCCCUUUGCUGAUAGCGUAAGCCAAAUUUACUUCCCUUCGUGGGUUUAUGAGCAACUUAAUACCGGAAAGGACAUAGAAAUAAAAGACGCCAUGGAGAAGGAAAAGAAGAUGGUAAAGAAGAUGAUUUUAGUAGCUUUAUGGUGUAUACAAAUGAAGCCUUCUGAUCGUCCUGCAAUGAACAAAGUUGUUGAGAUGUUUGAAGGCGAUUCCGAAUUGCAGAUGCCACCAAAGCCUUUCGUGGCUCCACGUGAGAUAGUGGAAGAUCAUGGAAUAAGUGUUUCUCUUUAGUCUUUUCGCAGUACUAAUAAUUGUAUCAGUUGGAAUGUGAAUACAAUGUAGAAACUUACCAGAGUAACUGAUUUAUUAAAGCUUAUUCAAUCUUGGAACACGUCUUUGAGGA
This is a messenger RNA of Olea europaea var. sylvestris, 2215 nucleotides long. RefSeq names its product rust resistance kinase Lr10-like. The transcript is spliced from 5 exons. Gene Ontology annotation, biological process: protein phosphorylation. NCBI's taxonomy places the organism in Eukaryota, Viridiplantae, Streptophyta, Magnoliopsida, Lamiales, Oleaceae. Bases 781 to 2103 code for a protein of 440 amino acids. Gene Ontology annotation, molecular function: ATP binding; protein kinase activity. The record is from RefSeq and is a predicted model, not a curated record.